Messenger RNA from Alligator mississippiensis (American alligator), 5309 nucleotides. RefSeq names its product trafficking protein particle complex subunit 8 (gene TRAPPC8). The coding region runs from base 84 to 4487 and encodes 1467 amino acids. NCBI's taxonomy places the organism in Eukaryota, Metazoa, Chordata, Crocodylia, Alligatoridae. Gene Ontology annotation, molecular function: protein binding. Gene Ontology annotation, biological process: protein localization to phagophore assembly site; endoplasmic reticulum to Golgi vesicle-mediated transport. Gene Ontology annotation, cellular component: phagophore assembly site; TRAPPIII protein complex; cytoplasmic vesicle. The transcript has 31 exons. The record is from RefSeq and is a predicted model, not a curated record.
CCGGGAGCGGGCGGACUGAGGUGUCCGGGUGCAGGCCCAAGAUGGCGGUGCCGAGUGGCCGUUGAGGAGGCGGCGGCGGCGCGAUGGCGCAGUGCGUGCAGUCGGUGCAGGAGUUCCUGCAGGACGCCUUCGUGCCCUUGGUGGCGGCGCUGUGCAGUGACGAGGCGGAGCGGCUCACGCGGCGGAACGGCCUCAGCUUCGCCGAGCUGGUGAAGCCCUUCUGCCGCCUCACGUCUGAAGUUCACAUGAGGGAUCCAAACAACCAGCUUCACAUAAUUAAAAACCUGAAGAUUGCAGUCAACAACAUUAUUACCCACCCUCCUCAGCCAGGAGCCAUUCGGAAACUUCUGAAUGAUGUUGUGUCUGUCAGUCAACCUGCUGAAGGAUUAGUAGCUAAUGUGAUUACUGCAGGAGAUUAUGAUCUCAAUAUUAGUGAUCGCUCAAUUAAAGCUAGUGUUCCUUGGUACAGUAAUUGGAAAGAAACACUGAUGGAACUGAACACAUCCACGUUUUACACAGCUACUACUCCCUGGUUUGAGUCUUAUAGAGAGAGCUUUCUUCAGUCUAUGCCAGCUUCGGAUCAUGAAUUCCUAAACCACUAUGUGGCAUGUAUGCUUGUAGUUUCUUCUAGUGAACCUGAACCUGUGGAGCAGUUUCUGAAGCUGUCACAAGAACAACAUCGAAUUCAGCACAGCAGUGAUUAUUUAUAUCCAAAAUGGUUCAUACCCAACACUCUGAAAUAUUAUGUGUUGCUACAUGAUGUCAGUGCAGGAGAGGAACAAAGAGCUGAUUCAAUUUAUGAAGAAAUGAAGCAGAGAUAUGGAACUCAGGGGUGUUAUUUACUUAAAAUAAAUUCUCGAGUAUCCAACAGGGGAGUAGAUGAACAGAUACCAGAUCCUUGGAGUCAGUAUCUUCAGAAAAACAGCAUACAAAACCAGGAAUCUUAUGAAGAUGGUCCAUAUACUGUAAUUUCGAAUAAGAGUGCUGACCACUUAAUAUCAGAUGGCUUAGAUAUUGAUAUCAGAGUAGAUGGCUUAUCAAAUAACUUUAAGGCUCACCCUCUUCAACUGGAUCAUCCCAGUGAUACUAGUGGCACUUUGGAUGGCACUGAUUUCAUAAAGACCACUCCGUCACUACACGAAUCAAAAAAAUCAAGUUCUGGAACACCUCACGGUGCAUGUUUAACACUCACAGAUCACGAUCGGAUUAGGCAGUUCAUACAGGAGUUCACAUUUAGGGGGCUUUUGCCACACAUAGAGAAAACAAUUCGACAGCUUAAUGACCAGUUAAUAUCCAGGAAAGGUUUGAGUCGAUCACUAUUUUCUGCAACCAAAAAAUGGUUUGGUGGUGGUAAGGUUCCAGAGAAAAGUAUAAAUGAGCUGAAAAAUACAUCUGGCUUGCUGUAUCCCCCUGAAGCGCCAGAACUUCAGAUCAGGAAAAUGGCAGAUUUGUGUUUCUUGGUGCAACACUACGAACUGGCAUACAGCUGUUACCAUACAGCAAAGAAAGAUUUUUUAAAUGACCAAGCAAUGUUUUAUGCAGCUGGAGCACUGGAAAUGGCUGCAGUAUCAGCUUUUCUUCAGCCUGGAGCACCUAGACCGUAUCCUGCUCAUUAUAUGGAUACAGCAAUUCAAACAUAUAGAGAUAUCUGCAAGAACAUGGUACUGGCGGAGAGAUGUGUACUGCUUAGUGCUGAAAUCUUAAAAAGCCAAAGCAAAUAUUCAGAAGCGGCUGCUCUUCUGAUACGUUUAACCAGUGAGCAGAACAUUUGGAUGGGAAUGGAUUCUGAUCUUCGCAGUGCACUUCUGUUGGAGCAGGCGGCACACUGCUUUAUAAACAUGAAAAGUCCCAUGGUUAGGAAAUUUGCCUUCCAUAUGAUAUUGGCUGGACAUAGAUUUAGUAAAGCUGGGCAGAAGAAACAUGCCUUACGUUGCUACUGUCAGGCCAUGCAAGUUUAUAAAGGAAAAGGUUGGUCUCUUGCAGAGGAUCACAUUAACUUCACUAUUGGUCGCCAAUCUUUUACGCUUCGGCAGCUUGAUAAUGCUGUGUCUGCCUUCAGGCAUAUUUUGAUCAAUGACAGUAAACAACCUGCAGCUCAGCAAGGGGCCUUUCUCCGAGAAUAUCUUUAUGUUUACAAGAACGUAACCCAGCUGUCACCUGAUGGCCCUCUACCACAACUUCCUUUACCAUAUAUUAACAGCUCAGCAACACGCGUAUUCUUCGGGCAUAACAGGCGACCAGCUGAAGGUGAAAAGCAAGCAGCCACACACAUAAGUCUUGAUCAAGAAUAUGACUCUGAAUCUUCACAGCAGUGGAAGGAGCUCGAGGAACAAGUUGUGGCUGUGGCUAACAAAGGAAUAAUACCUUCAAAUUUUCAGCCAACGCAGUAUUGUUUGAACAGUUAUUCAGAUAACUCCAGGUUUCCACUUGCUGUAGUAGAAGAACCAAUAACGGUGGAAGUAGCCUUUAGAAAUCCAUUGAAGGUUCCACUUUUGUUGACUGACUUAUCGUUACUGUGGAAAUUCCAACCAAAAGACUUCAAUGUAAAGCAUAAUGAAGAAACAAAAGAGUUGGGAGUAUGUGGAAGUGAUGUCAUUGGAGCUGAAGUAAUAGCAGAGUUCUUAAUUAAUAGCGAAGAGACAAAAAUGGCGAGACUAAAGCUCUUUCCCCAUCAAACAGGGGAGCUACACAUUCUGGGCGUCGUUUACAACCUUGGCACUAUUCAGGGUUCUACGGCAUUAGAUGGACUUGACCCUUCUAUUGGAAUGCAAACAGGAAAGCUUGUCUCUAAUGGGUUGUCUGUAAGAGGACGUCAGGAUUUAGAAAUCCAGGGACCUCGACUUAAUAACACAAAAGAAGAAAAAACAUCCAUUAAAUAUGGACCCGAUCGCCGUUUAGAUCCUAUUAUUACAGAGGAAAUGCCCUUGUUGGAGGUGUUCUUUAUAAAUUUUCCUACAGGGCUGCUCUGUGGAGAAAUCAGAAAAGCAUAUGUAGAAUUUGUGAAUGUGAGCAAGUGUCCUCUUACUGCACUGAAAGUUGUGUCUAAACAUCCAGAAUUUUUUACGUUUGGUGGAAAUACUGCCAUUCUAACACCACUAAGUCCCUCGGCUUCUGAGAACUGUAGUGCUUACAAGACUGUCGUGACGGAUUCUACCUCUCUGCAUACAGCACUGUUGUCAUCUGCUUCUUCUGGAGACUUUGGGGUUGGCACAGGAAGUCAGCCUGAGGUGAUACAUGUUCCACUUCUGGACUCUGUCCUCCUUCCUGGGGCUUCUGUCCAGCUGCCAAUGUGGUUACGUGGACCAGAUGAAGAGGGUGUUCACGAAAUAAAUUUUUUGUUCUAUUAUGAAAGUAUUAGAAAACAUUCAAAAAUGUGUCAUAGAGUAUUAAGACAUACUGCUGUCAUUUGUACAAGUCGAUCUUUGAAUGUUCGAGCUACUGUCUCCAGGAGUAAUGCUCUUGAGGAUGAAGAAGGCAGAGGGGACAACAUGCUGGUAUUUGUUGAUGUGGAAAAUAUUAAUACUAGUGAAACUGGUGUUAAAGAAUUCCAUGUAGUGCAAGUUUCGAGCAAUAGCAAACACUGGAAGUUACAGAAAUCUGUAAAGGUCUCUGAAGACAAAGAUACUAAACUUGCCAGUAGGGAAAGAGCAAAACUGUGCUUUAAAGCAGUAAGAUGCAAAAGCUUUGACGAAACUUAUACAUUUGCAGAUAUUGUCUUUGGAAAUGAGCAGAUAAUCAGUUCAGCCAGUCCAUGUGCAGACUUCUUUUUCCGAAGCUUAUCCUCUCAAUUAAAAAGAGCACAUGUACAAUCUAAUACACAUGCGUCUCAAGCAGCUGCAAAACAGUCCUUUGAAGCAGUUAGAUUAAUACAAAAGUGCAGUGAGGUGGAUUUGAAUAUUGUUGUGCUCUGGAAGGCAUAUGUUGUGGAAGACAGCAAGCAGCUGAUUUUGGAAGGCCAGCAUCAUGUUGCUCUUCACACAAUUGGGAAGGAGGCUUUUUCCUUUCCUCAGAAGCUGGAGCAACCCGAAAUGGUUCUCUUAAAGUUUUUUCGACCUGAAAACACUCCAGCACCUACGAGACCAACACCAGAGCAGCUUUCAAAUCUUAUCAAAACAAGUCUUCGUUAUCCAGAGUCCUUUAAUCACUCAUUUCAUCAAAAAAGUCUUUGUUUGGUACCCGUCACACUACUACUUUCCAACUGUUCUCAGGCUGAUGUUGAUGUAAUAAUAGAUUUACGGCAUAAAACAACAAGUCCAGAAGCACUAGAAGUCCAUGGAUCUUUUACUUGGCUUGGGCAAACACAGUACAAACUUCAGCUGAAAAGCCAGGAGGUCUAUAGCUUGCAGUUGAAAGCAUGCUUUGUUCAUACUGGAGUCUAUAAUCUUGGAACCCCAAGAGUAUUUGCCAAGCUAGCGGACCAGGUUACUUUGUUUGAAACAAGUCAACAGAACUCCAUGCCAGCACUGAUCAUCAUCAAUAAUAUUUGACCACUUCAUGAAAGAUCACACUAAAAACCAAAAUAAAUGGAUUUUUUUUUCUUAUUUUGCCAGAUGACAUUUGCUGCAGUUUUUGGAACUUGCACCCCAACAUCUAACCUCUUAUGAAAGAUUGUUUAGGAAAAAAUAGCAAAAUAUUCAGACUUGUCCGUUUCUUAAUGCAAGGCACGUUGAACUGAGAAUACAUAUCUUCUUUUUAAUGUAUUUUUCUCUGGUAACUAAAAUACUCACAUGCAGAAUUAAAAUAAUCUUCAUAACCUGGAUUUUGAACAUAUUUGCGUAUCCUAGGCCCUGUGAAAAAUGCAGUUUGACUGCUGUUACGAAUUCCAGCAUGGUGUGUUUUAAUAUUUGUGGCUGUAUUAGGGGACAGUUCCAGGAGAAACCUUCAUUGAGUAUCUCCUGUCUUAAGCCAUUAGUUACCAUACACUUCAACCUUACUGUGAAGUUCAAUAGGGUGUUACAAUAAAAAUACACUGUUCCUUCUUUUAUUUUCAGUUUGGGACUCUUACGGAACCUUCAUGUUCUGAUAGCAAGUUGGCCCUUCAUGGCUUUCAGAUGACUCUCACUUUAAAAAUUUUCUAAAAUAAUUUGAAACAAGUUUGAGCAUUUUUCUCAUUCAUCUCAGUACAAAAUGCACUAUUUCACCAUCAUGAGAUUUUUGUCAUUUAAAUUGUCAUUCACUUUAUUAUGUAACUAUAACAACUGAGUUGAUCUGUUUUAAAAAAAUCUUCUCAAUUAAGCUUUUCAAGAAAUGUAUUAUAUUUAUAACAAAUGUACUGUAAAUAGAAUAAAACAUACACCAUAUUCACUGUA